Fusarium venenatum is the source of this 1659-nucleotide messenger RNA. Lineage: Eukaryota; Fungi; Ascomycota; Sordariomycetes; Hypocreales; Nectriaceae. The record is from RefSeq and is a predicted model, not a curated record.
AUGCCAACUCGCCUUGUGACAAGUCGUACUCAAUUCUCCAGUUGCGAUGAAUGCCGCCGAUCUCGUGUAGCGUGUGACGCUCAAAGAAACCCCGACAAUCCACCUGGAGACCCUUCUUCGCCAUGCACACGAUGUCGGAACCGGAACCAAACAUGUACUUUCCAGUGGCUUGAAAAUGCCAGAGCAAAUACUUCUUCGAGUGCAAAGGGGAAGUCCCGUCGAAGUCGAAGGACAACUUCGCGACCAAUAAGUGAUACAUCCUCAACACAAGCUAGCCAUGGUACAGAGACUUCUCGACAGCCGACCCUAGAUGAUAUUUCUACUUUUGAAGCAGAUAUCGCUAUCUCUGGCGACAGUUCAACCGUUUCGGCGGCCCCCCUAGAGUCAGUGCCACCAUCACGGUACACAAGCCCGCCUAGGGGCCAUGUGGGCAAUGCCAGUAUGGAGGUACUGGAUACACGAUGGCUCGACACCUUGUACAGAGAAGGGUUUGAGGUUGUAUUUGGUUCCUGGAUGGGUAGCUAUAGCUGUCCGUUCUUGUUUGGUCAUAACCUAGCCGACAAAUACGUCAGUAUAUCUGAUCUUUGUCGCCAUCUCGAUGGGUGCAUAGUAGACUCGGGCAACAGUCAACUAGUUGGUCGAGGUGAGGAUGCUGAACAGUCUCUGCAAAGCACCAUUUCUGCCUUUGCUGCGCGUUGGCUUCCCGUGACCUCUGAAGCAGAACCUUACGAGAAUCACUGUCAUCUCGUACAGUUGCUUUGGAGACAUGCCCGAAGAGACAUGCUGCGUGUCAUUAACCGACCGUCCUACAGAUCGAUGCUAUCGUUGCUUCUAUUUGCCUUGACACCAAUACCCGAAGGUAUCUCGGAGGCAGAAGAGACAGACGGCAUAUCCGGCCAAGCUUGCGUUCAUGCUGCCUUGCAACAAAUUCAAACUUUGCGAGCUCGUCAAAGAAACCUUCAAUUUAGUGGCUCCAAAGUCUCCCCUUCACUAAGAUCAGAAACCAUCGUCACAACACCCGAAUCAAUCGAAUCCUCUGGCUUCAUCAACGCCGAAAGUACCGUAUACUGGGCCGCCCUAACAUUCGAUACCUCAGCGUCCCUCACUCUGAACUGUCGAUCUUUGUUGUCUUCAAACAUAUUCGGAUUCGAGUCCGAGCUCCCUUGGCGUCUAGUCAGGACUUGUGCCAAGAUGUUUGAUGAAAAUGCCCGUCAGUGGAGUCAAGCAAGCUCCGACAUGACAGAUGAGAGGGCGAAUCAGAUAAUUGCUGCUGGUGCCUCCUGGAAGCUUCUCGGAUGGAAGUUGACUGCGAUAUUCAAGGAAGCGCUGCGUGAUGGUCACGAGGAGCCCGAGGUACGAAAGGCCUAUUUCGCUGUGGUGGAUUCCAUAAAGCAGUUUGGUAUCAUCUACCGUCCACUUUUGGACGAGUGUCACAAGAGAAUGCCGUUUCUUGGUCAAAAGACCAAAUUGCGUUGGUUCUCUCUUAUGCUUCACUACCACCUCAGCAUAUUAAUGCUAGUCGAUAUCAUCGAAGCCACCGAUCGUCAAGAUCUAUUGCAGGAUAUUACGGACAUAAGCAUCGAUGCCGAGAACACAGCCCCUCGACGAUUCCCAAAAUGGAGGGAGAUCAGUAUUUACAAUACCGAUCGUGUCAAUUGA